This is a messenger RNA of Schistocerca cancellata (South American locust), 2215 nucleotides long. It is a transcript of the gene Mipp2, whose product is annotated as multiple inositol polyphosphate phosphatase 1. NCBI's taxonomy places the organism in Eukaryota, Metazoa, Arthropoda, Insecta, Orthoptera, Acrididae. Bases 274 to 1782 code for a protein of 502 amino acids. The transcript has 11 exons. The record is from RefSeq and is a predicted model, not a curated record. Gene Ontology annotation, molecular function: inositol phosphate phosphatase activity; acid phosphatase activity.
AUUUUCGAUUUCAAACAAUUCAGGGUGUGGAAGGCGUUUUUGUUGUUUUCCAAAUAAUAUGGUGGAUGGCAAAUUAUUGGAAUGAUGAAAAUUAAUCUGUUGUGAAACUAUAAUUCAUUUAUGUUUAUUAUCAGAUAACAGUUAUGUGAUAAAGCACAAUGAUCCUGUUCAUACACCGAUGUGUAGAGGAAUUGGCGAAUUAUAUGCAAGACUAAUUGACACAUACUGCUUUAUCUUCAACCUCCGAGGUCUUACCGAAAGAAACAACUCUGCAUGACAGCUCCUGGCUGCAUUGCAAUAAGAACAGCUUACGCUCCAGCGUUUCCUCGUGCUGAAGCGGCUACCGGCAACCGGUUAGACACCACCCACCGCCUGAAUUCGGGCACCGACAAGGUGAAUGCGGCGCAACGCUGUCAGUGCAGCAAGAUGACUCACAGUUACCUUGGAAAAUACAUUUGCUUUAUGUUUAUAUACUCUGCUUUGGCCAGUAACCCAAGCAGUGGUUGUCAUAGUAUUAAAGAACAUGUGAUAGCUGAACAUUUGGCAACAAAGACACCUUACCGGUUUGUGAUGAACUCGAACGAUAAGCCCAUAAACAUACCAGGGUGUGAGCCACAACGUAUUUGGUUAUUAGUACGUCAUGGAACACGUUAUCCUGGUCGCCAAAUGAUAUUCAAAAUGACUACUCAGUUGUCAGAAUUAAGAGAUAUCAUUGUCAUUGGCUAUAGGGGAAAAAAAGAAUAUGGACCAGACCAUAUUUGUGCAAAGGAUAUUGGAAGACUGAAAGCAUGGAAUCUUAAUGUACAAGAAUCACAAGAAAAACAUUUGGCCCAUGAAGGAGAAGAUGAAAUGAUAGAAUUAGCAGAAAGAUUCCAGAAACGAUUCCCUAAACUAUUUCCUGGACAUUUUGACAACAACACCUAUAAGUUUCAAUACACGGCAACUCAGCGAACUGGUGAAAGUGCUCGAUAUUUUACUAUAGGGCUGUUUGGACGGAGUGGCAGUCUGCAUGUGUGGUUUCCAGAGCCACUUGCUAAAGAUCCAGUGCUGAGGUUUUACAAAUUGUGUGAUCGUUGGCGUACACAAGUUGAUAAGAAUCCAGCUACAGUUCUACAGAAAAGGAAAUUUGAAAGAGGUCCAGAAAUGCUUGCUGCAUUGAAGAGGAUAACCACACGUUUAGGCCUCAAUGGGACAAUAGGUGUUGCUGAUGCAGAGGUGAUGUACCUUACGUGCACCUUUGAAACUGCCUGGGAGAAGAGGGGUGUUUCUCCUUGGUGUUCUGUUUUCUCAGAAGAAGACCUUAAGGUGUUUGAGUAUUCUGAAGAUCUGAAGUAUUAUUGGGUUGAUGGAUAUGGCUAUGAACUAACUUACAAACAGGCAUGUCCUGCCCUUAAAGAUAUGAUGGAGCAUUUGCAGCCUAGCUCUGAUAAUGAAAGUGGACAACACACAACUGUUGUUUAUUUUUCACAUUCUGGCACCAUGCUGAAACUGCUGUGUCAUCUAGGACUAUAUAAGGAUUCUGGUGUUUUGCUCCAUAGUAACUAUGACUCAAUGGCUGAUCAGCGCAAGUGGCGUGUUGGAAAAAUUGACAGCUUUGGUUCUAAUUUGGCAUUUGUUCUAUUCCAGUGUGGGAAUGAAGCCAAGUUGAUGACACUGCAUCAAGAGCGACCAGUUGUUCUCCCAGGAUGCCCACAAGAUCUUCUGUGCCCUGUAGCACUGUUUAGACAACUUUAUAGUGAGAGCCUUGAGAACUGCAACUUCCUGGAGAUGUGUGCACUGUGAUACAACCAUUAUCCAUAAGUUCAACAAUAUAUUUUUGUAUAUUUUUAGAAAUGACUAAAUGAUUGUGACAGAUUUAUCUGUGUAAACCUUAAAUAUAUUCAGAUUGCUAUUUUAUAAAUUCUGUAUUUGAAACACACAAAUUGGUAUAUUUUCUGUAAAGAGAAAUAGAUUUUCAUACAUAUUUUUCAUUGUUAUUUCUAUUUCAGUAACCAAUAAGAAUGUGUGAUGAAACUGUAAAUCCAUUUUCAUUUUAUUAUUGUUUAGUACCACAAUUAACAGAGUUGAGUGGUUUCUAAUGAGUAAUUCAUAAUGUCUGUGUCAGCACUGUCAGAAUUAUGCAGUCAAAUGCUACAAGAGUGCAACAAUAGCAACAGCGCAAUUUUGGAGCUGUGUGUGUUUAAGUAUAUUAUUUUGUGAGAAAAUGUAUUUCAGG